Molecule: messenger RNA, 371 nt
Organism: Kickxella alabastrina
Lineage: Eukaryota; Fungi; Kickxellomycota; Kickxellomycetes; Kickxellales; Kickxellaceae
Exons: 1
Coding region: 4-234 (76 amino acids)
Source: RefSeq, a predicted model, not a curated record
GCCAUGCCGGGUCUGCGUCUGCGUCUGCAUCUGCGUCUGCUGCUGCGCCUUUUUAGUUUAUAUGAGAGUACCUUUACCAAAGAGCACAAUCAAUGCAGACAUACGCAUUAUUCACAGGUUGACAUCUAUGGUGACAAUGAAAAAAGAAAAGAGGACAAAAGAAAAGCAUGUGGUUUUUACUUUCAAAUGCUGUUUUGUGAUUCGUCAAAUGAUAUCCUAACAAUGAACAAGUAAAUGACAUACGCCAGGCCUUGUUUACUUGCCCCAAUUUAAAACAACAACAAAAUAGCUGCUAAUAUGACUUGUACAUGUACGUGUUACUCGCACCCGUACCCUCUGCAUUUGAAUUCAUGAUUUUACUGUGUUUAUUU